This is a messenger RNA of Telopea speciosissima, 1224 nucleotides long. RefSeq names its product PR5-like receptor kinase. Lineage: Eukaryota; Viridiplantae; Streptophyta; Magnoliopsida; Proteales; Proteaceae. The transcript is spliced from 2 exons. Gene Ontology annotation, biological process: protein phosphorylation. Gene Ontology annotation, molecular function: protein kinase activity; ATP binding. The coding region runs from base 16 to 1152 and encodes 378 amino acids. The record is from RefSeq and is a predicted model, not a curated record.
AAUCUAAAGUUGGGAAUGAAGGUUGCAAUAGGAUCACUCUCUAUCGUUGCAACUAUAUUAAUGGCAAUUCUUGCAUAUUACUUGAGAACGAACUUAUCAUCAAAUAGGUUGAUAUCAUUUUGGAAGAAAAGAACAAGAAACAAUCAGAAUGUUGAAGCAUUUCUAAGGAAUUAUGGAUCACAGGCACCCAAAAGAUAUAGUUAUUCAGACAUCAAGAAAAUGACGAAUUCCUUUAAAGAAAAAUUGGGCCAAGGUGGCUACGGUGGUGUAUUCAAAGGGAAGCUACCCGAUGGUCGUUUGGUUGCAGUGAAAGUCUUAAAUGCCUCUAAAGGUAAUGGAGCAGAGUUUAUAAAUGAAGUUGCAAGCAUUAGUAGUACUUCUCAUGUUCAUAUUGUCACUUUCCUGGGUUUCUGUUUUAAUGACUCCAAAAGAGCACUUAUUUAUGAGUUCAUGUCCAACGGAUCUCUUGAGAAGUUCAUCUAUAACAAGAAAUCAGUGAAAGCAUGCCCUGAUCAUCACCUCUGUUGGGCUAAACUACAUCAAAUUGCAGUUGGCAUUGCCAAGGGAUUAGAAUAUUUACAUGUUGGUUGUAAUACUCGCAUUCUACACUUGGACAUAAAACCUCAUAAUAUUCUUUUAGACGAAGAUUUUUGUCCAAAGAUAUCUGAUUUUGGUCUUGCUAAACUAUGUCCUACAAAAGAUAGUAUCAUAUCAAUGGCAGAUACUAGAGGGAUCAUAGGAUAUAUUGCACCUGAAGUGUUCUCUCGAAACUUUGGAGGAGUUUCACACAAAUCAGACGUUUAUAGCUAUGGAAUGAUGGUACUAGAAAUGGUUGGAGGACGAAAGAUCUUUGAUAAUGGAGUUGAUCACAGUAGUGAAAUUUAUUUUCCGGAUUGGACCUAUGAGCAUAUUGGACAAAGUGAGCAUUUACAAUUAGACAUGGUUAUGACAGAAGAGGAAGAAGAAAGAGUCAAAAAGAUGAUUUUAGUUGGUUUAUGGUGUAUACAAAUGGAUCCAUUAAAUCGACCAUCAAUCAGCAAAGUGGUGGGUAUGCUAGAAAGAAACCUUGAAUCGUUGCCAAUUCCUCCCAAGCCUUUCUUCUCUUCUCCUUCAAGACAUCUAACUAGUGUUUUUACGGGAUCAACAUCUUAAUUGCUUAUAUAUAUUUCUUGUAUAUGACAUACAUUCCUAGUUUUCCCAAAAGAAUAUGUAUUUUUCAUUGGG